AUGCUUGACAUUGCGCUGCCAUUCGAACUGCCAACAACCUCUUUUGCAACAAGUAUGGAUACAACAGCACCGAAAUCUGUCAUGGCUUCACCCACCGGAAGCCAGGAUACUACCGCAACACUUCCGCAAGGCUCAACAUCGGGCUCAGCGACGACGAGUCAUUACGGAUGCUUCAUUACAGCUCUGUCAAUUGAGCUCAUCCAACAUAUCAUCGACGAUAUUCCCUAUGAAUCACAACUCGACUUUGCGUGCACUUGCAAAAGACUUGCAGACUGCUCUAGCCGGGUCUUGAAGCGUCACCAAGAAGCUUUCAAGAAGUACCGGGUAGCAUCAGACAUUUCUCCAGUCACCAUCCCAACAUUGCUACGCAGCGUCUUUGGACGCGCUGACCCAAUCCUCGCCUGGCAUGUUCGUUCGAUCGAGAUCUGGUAUGAUCGCACAAGCUGGCUGGACUGGAAACCGCUUCAUUUCGACCAGCCUCUGCAUGAAGAAGACAUUGAUGUUGGCAGCACCUCCUGGAAAUGGCAAGAUGAUGAGCUGGAGGAGUACCUCGAAGAUAUCGAGGAUCAAUUCGUUGCGAUGACUGAUGGUGGUGACGAGGAAAAUGACAUAUACACUGAGGCCCGCGAGCAUUUCGAAGACGGUCUCGACGGCAUCCUAAAGGCGCUUCUUAUCGCGUAUUGCCCAAGACUAAGGGACGUCAGAUUCGUCACGCAUGAGCACAAGCAGAAGUCCACGCUUGGCUGGCUCAGAAGGCUGAUCCAGGGCAGCAUCCUGCAUGGCAGCCACUGGCCUCCUGGUCUUUGCAACCUCCAAAACGUUGCCGUUGGCGUCGAGUCAGACACGUGGAUGACGACACGGCACACAGAGAGCGACCAAGGUCAUUUGGACGGAACGAACAAGUCUAUGGAAAUCUUCUCCACUCUAAUGCGCCUACCUCGCCUGACCUCGAUCUAUUACAACGACCUGCGGCGCACAAGCUGGGACGACCAGACCAAUUUCGAGUCACGUACUCUAAUUCCUAUGCACUCUUCCACGGUCAAGCACAUCUUCCUUGACGACUGUGGCGACAUGCCGUAUUCCUUUCGCUUCGCUCUUCCACGUGCCCCUCACGCCCUUGAGACCUUUACGCUGCGUGCCGGUAACUCCGGCGACCGAAUGGAUGACGCCGACCAGCUCGUUCAUGGUCUCUGCAAAGCGCAGGACAGUUCCUUGCAUACUCUGAUGUUCUACGGUCCAUACAACUGGAAUGAGAUCCAUGGGUAUCGCUGUUCCGUCUACCGCAACGAGGAGCUCAACGACUCGAACAAUCUGGAGACGGUGGCUAUCAAUAUCUCGGAUGUGGAACUGGACUGCUUCUACUCAACAUCUGAUUUCUCCCACGAGGAGAACGAGGAGAGGACAAAAGAAGAAAACCGCAAAUACUUUGUCAAGUGGUUUCGCGAAGCAGCAUUCCCUGAAACCACUCAAAGGAUCGUGUUCUGGGGUAGAGUCGAUGAAUGCUAUAUGCCAGGAUGCCAAGGCAAGUUCCUCGACUGGCUGGAGGACGCCUUGAUCAAUGUCAUUGAGUCAUGGCGCUGGAAGGAGGGGUGGGACUCGGCAGACGAAGAAGAGUUUGACAAGCUUUCCACUGCUUAUGAGUCAUUUCUGCCAAAUUUGAAAGCUGUCUAUCUCGAGGAUAUCGAGCGCCAGUACAAGACUCGGAGGUCACAACAUUAUCAUGAGAUUAAGGAACCAAAGACGGACAAGGUCUACUUCAGGCGACUUGUUGAGGUGGCUAAAGAGGCGGGGAUUGAUGUUUAUACGCUGACCAAUCGCGCGCCGCCAAAGCACUCACAUGAGUUUCCUACUGCGCCGGAUAAGUAUGAUCUGAGAUCUGGACCAUGGUGGGAGCGGAGAGAUGAGACUAUGGAUUGGGUGUUUGACGUUUACAAAGGGAGAAGGGUGCCUCCUGGGUGUGGGAAGUGUGGCAAGUGCGAGAAAUGUCUGAGCGAAUACGUGAAGGAGCUGUGGGAGUCUCUGGACGAAUGA
Messenger RNA from Diaporthe citri, 2031 nucleotides. RefSeq lists its product as uncharacterized. The transcript has a single exon. The record is from RefSeq and is a predicted model, not a curated record. The coding region runs from base 1 to 2031 and encodes 676 amino acids. Lineage: Eukaryota; Fungi; Ascomycota; Sordariomycetes; Diaporthales; Diaporthaceae.